AUGAGUCGGCCACACAUUCCCGCCACGGUGCAGGCGCCUUUUCCGCUGGUGAUCCGCAACACCAGUGUUGUUGCCGGCUUUGGCCGCGGCUCCGCCGAGAUGGGCAUCCCUACGGCCAACGUGCCCGUGGACGACGAGCCGGAGUUGCAGAAGCUGGACACAGGGGUGUACUUCGGGUUUGUGCGGCUGCUGAGGCCGGAACAGACGCCGGAGACGAAGGUGGUGCCGCGCUCGGACGGAAAGAGCGAGGUGGAGUUCACGUACGGCGCCAAUUUGGCAGACAGCGACUUCGAGGUGCAGCCAAUGGUGAUGUCGCUGGGCUGGAACCCGUUCUUCAAGAACAGCAAGAAGGCGUGCGAGCUGCACAUUCUGCACGAGUUCAGGUCGACCUUCUACGGGUGCCGGCUGAACUUCAACAUCCUUGGGUACGUGCGGCCCGAGCUGGACUACGUGUCGAUGGAGGCCCUGAUCAAGGACAUCCAGCUGGACAUCGAGACGGCGAGGAAGUAUCUGGCGAUGCCGGAGUACGCCAACGGCGACGGUCAGCAUCUUGCUGAACCAGAACGCGUUCAGAAUGUCCAGGACGAAAUUCGUCGAGAGAAUGAUGACGGCCGUCGACGGCACAAACCGCGGGUCGUGUCGCGCGGCGUACAGGUCCAGGGCCAGUCUGUAGAUCUGGUACCAGCCCCAGCAGAUUCGUGCGCCGAAAAAGGUCGAGAUCAGCAGCACGUUGUUGGCCAGCGCGAGCCACUCGGGCACGAGCUGGGGGAACUUGAGAGCGACCCAGCGCAGGUUCAGAAACGGCGUCGAAACUUCAAAGAGCAGGAAAAUCGGGCUGUAGUAGUGGAUCAUCUGGGUGCGGAUGCCAGACAGAAAGACGGUGCUGGCCAUGACGCCGUGGAUCAGAAAGCCCAGCCCAAAGUGCUGCAGAUGGCGCAGCGACAUCGCCGUGUCCCACACAAAAUAGCUCGCGGCCAGCGUGCUGUACAUUUCAGAGUACGGCGUGGUCGCAAAAACGCGGUCCUUGUUGAGGUAUUUGUUGUCGAAAAGCGGGAUCGCCAGCACCACGAUCAGCGUCGACUGGAUGAAGGACACGAUCCGCAUGCUGAGGUCGAGCCGGUCGACUUUUUUGGGGACCAGAGACCGCAUUCGGGGCAGCAGACAAAGCAGCCGGCACACCAGAUACAGGCCGUGGUAGAACAGCACACCGAACACCAGCACGUCCAGGACCUCCAGCAGCUUGCUGCCCGAGCGGUCUGGCACAAUGGAGUCCAGGAGCGGGACCCGGACGGCAAUCGGAACGCGGUACUCGCAAGAUGCCCUAAAAUUCGAAAUGAGAUCCAUGGAAAAGUACUUCCGUGCGCCAGAAGAGCCUUGGGUUAG
Ogataea haglerorum is the source of this 1383-nucleotide messenger RNA. RefSeq lists its product as uncharacterized. The transcript has 2 exons. The record is from RefSeq and is a predicted model, not a curated record. Bases 1 to 1383 code for a protein of 460 amino acids. Gene Ontology annotation, cellular component: mitochondrion. Lineage: Eukaryota; Fungi; Ascomycota; Pichiomycetes; Pichiales; Pichiaceae. Gene Ontology annotation, biological process: riboflavin biosynthetic process; FMN biosynthetic process. Gene Ontology annotation, molecular function: riboflavin kinase activity.